This is a messenger RNA of Aspergillus pseudonomiae, 372 nucleotides long. RefSeq lists its product as uncharacterized. Lineage: Eukaryota; Fungi; Ascomycota; Eurotiomycetes; Eurotiales; Aspergillaceae. The record is from RefSeq and is a predicted model, not a curated record. Bases 40 to 261 code for a protein of 73 amino acids. The transcript has a single exon.
CUCCUUUUGCUUAGCACGUGUGUGGAACCCCGUUCUAGAAUGAACCCUAAAUAUCAAAGAAGUCGAAAGGUGUCCCUCAAAGAGCGACUAUGUCAGGUCACUUGUGGCUGGUACUCAAUGUCCAUGGCCACGGGUGGUAUUGCGGUUAGGUUCAAAAUACACCCCACCAGUUCACCGGCCUCGAAACGAUGGGAAAGAUGUAGCGUCCAAGGCCAAAUACAGGGCCUCUGCAUGUACAGCAGUCAGUAUAGAAGGUUCUAACGAUCACCUGGCCAAACAUGCCAAGGCUGCAGUAAUAGGCUGCCUGAGGCAUCAAGCCAACCAUGGGAACGCGCAUCUUCUUUCUCCAAUUCUGUCGCAGGCCUUUUCCUC